Marmota monax (woodchuck) is the source of this 1667-nucleotide messenger RNA. RefSeq names its product protein Mis18-alpha-like. The transcript is spliced from 2 exons. Gene Ontology annotation, biological process: chromosome segregation; CENP-A containing chromatin assembly. The record is from RefSeq and is a predicted model, not a curated record. Gene Ontology annotation, cellular component: chromatin; nucleus; chromosome, centromeric region. The coding region runs from base 27 to 722 and encodes 231 amino acids. NCBI's taxonomy places the organism in Eukaryota, Metazoa, Chordata, Mammalia, Rodentia, Sciuridae.
CAAUUAAAAACUAUGGUGAGUAGAUUAUGGCGGGCUCUUGGUCAUUGGAUCGUCACAGAGGGUGUACCUCCACUUGCUGCGCGGGUGACCUCAAGGAUAAGAGGAACGACUCGUCGCUGUUGGGCAGGCGGCUCUCGGAGGACUCGGGCCGCCACCGGCUGCUGGAGAAGUGGGCGAGCAUGUGGAACUCCGUGAGCACAGACGCCUCCGAGGCCAGCACCGAGAAGUUUCCCGAGGAGGCGGCCCCGGCGGAGCCCCCGCUGGUGUUCCUAUGCUCUGGCUGCCGGCGUCCGCUGGGCGACUCGCUGAGCUGGGUCACCAGCCAGGAGGACACCAACUGCAUCCUGCUGCGCUGUGUUUCCUGUAAUGUUUCUGUGGAUAAAGAGCAGAAGCUUUCCAAACGUAAAGAUGAAAAUGGUUGCAUUCUCGAGACCCUGUACUGUGCGGGUUGCUCCCUCCAUCUUGGCUAUGUAUUCAGGUGCACUCCCAAGAAUCUAGAUUAUAAGAGGGACUUGUUUUGCCUCAGUGUUGAAGCCAUUGAAAGUUAUACUUUAGGGUCCUCUGAAAAACAAAUUAUGCCAGAAGAUAAAGAGCUUUUUAAUCUUGAAAGCCGAGUUGAAAUAGAAAAGUCUCUAAAACAGAUGGAAGAUGUCUUGAAAGCAUUGCAAACGAAGCUGUGGGAGGUUGAAUCAAAAUUGUCCUUUAUGAGCUGCAAAAGCUGAACUCUGUUCCAUGUUGCGUGUCUCUUGUUCUUUCCCAUCCAUUAUGUCUUAAAUGAGAAGAAUUGUAGAAUCAUUUCUGCAGCUGUAUUUUAUGGCAAAGAGGUGAUUAUUUCCCACAUUAGAAUUUUUAAGCUACUUUGUGAUACUUGCUGGAAUUGAAAUUUAGGAGUUUGUAUUUUGAUAAGAAACUGGGCUGAGUUUUUAGAAUUAUUUUCUUUCUGUGUCAGACUCAUUAUUAUUGAUUUUCUAUUUUUUAAAGAAUAAUUUUGCUUUUAAUACUUUGGACAGUGGGCUGGGAUUGUGGCUCAGCGGUAGAGUUCUCAUCUAACAUGUGCAAGGCCCAGGGUUCAAUCCUCAGCACCACAUAAAAAUAAAUAGAUAGAAUAAAGAUAUUAUGUCCAACUACUUCUAAAAAAUAAAUGUUUAAAAAAAUACUUUGGACAGUAUUAAAUAGUGAAUGGUAAAAAUCUUAAAGAGUUCUCUCUCUCUCUCUCUCUCUCUCUCUCUCUCUCUAUAUAUAUAUAUAUAUAUAUAUAUAUAUAAAUAUAAUUUAGUUGUAGAUGGACACAGUACCUUUAUUUUAUUAUUAUUUUUUUAUGGUGCAGGGGAAUCGAACCCAGUGCCUCACGCAUGCUAGGCAAGUGCUCUACCACUGAGCCACAGCCCCGGCCCUUAAAGAGUUUUUUCUGCAUCUUGCGUGAUUGAAUCUUCUUUAAAAACUAAUGCUUAAAGUUCUCUGGAGAACCUGUCUAUUGAGUUAUUUGUCAGAACCAUGUGGAAACUUAGACAAGAACAGAGAAGCACAAAUGUAUAUAAGGGUCCCACUUUAUGCUACUUAUUUACUACUAUAUGCUUAAUAAAAUUUAUCAGAGAGUAAUAAGUAUCUCUAGGGGUAGGAUUCUGGGAGAAUUUUUUUUUUUUUUUUUUUGGUUUUCUGUAGUGUAA